AUGAACGGCGUCACAAUGAUGGACGAGAACGAUGUCGACAUCAAGAGCCCGAUACGGCGGCUCGGUUCUACGAGAAAGCUGAACCUGUUUAACAACAUCAGACAACAGCUGAACGAGCAGCUCAAGUUUCUGGACGUCCGCAUGGAAGCACAGAUAGCGCUCGUACAGGAACUGCAGGACUUCUUCCGACGACGCGGCGAGGUGGAACUAGACUACAGCAAAAGCUUGGACAAGCUAGCUAAGAGCCUUCAGCUUCGGCACAAAGAGCAGCGUCAGAAGCGCGAACAAUGGCCAAUGUUCUCUUCCUACUCGUGCUGGCAACAGCUGGUCAAUCAAACCAAAUCACUGUCCAGAGACCAUGCGGCCAUGUCCGAAAUUUACUCCACACAUCUGGUAGCCCGUUUGCAGACAGUAUGGGACGACGUCCAGCGUAUAUACAGAAAGUGUCGUGAAAUAGGGUUUGAAACGCACGUGGAAAUAUUGCGAAUUUUACAAGAACUGCACACAAACAUGAAAACGUACCACACGCUGCAGACGGAGGCGAAAGAAGCGGAGAAAAAGCUUCGGCUGGCUGAGAACCAGCGGAUGAAGCUACAGCAGAGCGUGCCGAAGGAGAAGCUGGAUCGCAGCAAAAAGUAUCGUUUGAUCGAGAAGGAGGUGCUGAAACGCAAGAACAAAUACACCGACGCAAGACUGAAGGCGCUGAAGGCGAAGAAUGAAUAUCAGCUCUGCCUGGAAGCUUCCAACACGACGAUUCACAAAUAUUUCGUCGAAGAUUUGAGCGAUUUAAUUGAUUGCAUGGAUCUUGGUUUUCAUUCGGUCGUUUCGCGGGCACUGCUGAUGCAUGUUUCCGCGGACCAGGGUCGUUGCCGGGCGGUGCUACACAAUGCCGAAACGCUGUCACACAUCGUCAACUCGAUGGACAGCCGUGCGGAUAAGCAAAAGUUCCUUGAGCAACAUAGUGCCGCUUUCAUGAUUCCGAAGCGGUUGGAGUUUCAGGGACAGGAUGAAGAUGUGGAACCGGAGCUGCAAAAGGCCCUGCACCAGGAGAUGGAAUCUCGGCUAAUGCAGCUCGAGCAGCGCGUUAACAAUUUGCGCAUGGAGUCGGAGGAAAUUUGGAAAACGCUGGAAACGGCAGAAAUCAAUCUGCUGGACAUACUCAACACUAAGGAUUACGAUUGCACCAGCGCGUUUGGUGAUGGUGCGGUCGCUUUUCAAAAGCCCGAAAAUACAUCCGUAAAAUUACGAUCGGAUAAGAACGAAAUCGAAGAAUUCUACAUAACGAAAAUACGCGAAUACAUUCUCGCAACAUCGCGAAUAGCACGGUUGGAUUCGAAGGCGGAAUAUCUGCGUAACGCUUUAGCGAAGGAUUCAGCCAUUAAAACGGACACUCUUACAAAAUCAAACGUACCGAAACGGAAGCGCAUUGGGCGCAUGAACAAAUCCGGGCGACCCAAGCUCUUCGGGGGUUCGCUAGAGGAAUAUCUGGAGGUAUCGGGCGAAGAAAUUCCACUCAUUGUUCGAAGUUGCAUUAGAGUUAUCAAUCUUUAUGGAUUGCAUCAUCAAGGCAUAUUCCGAGUUUCAGGAUCUCAAGUAGAAAUAAGUAACUUUAAAGAAGCCUUCGAACGUGGCGAUGAUCCACUGGCUGAAAUGACCGACGCAUCCGACAUCAACUCUGUUGCUGGAGUGUUGAAGCUCUAUUUGCGAGAACUGCGCGAACCGCUGUUUCCUUUAAUUUACUUCGACCAUUUUGUUCAACUUGCACAACUCGAAUCCAAGCACGAUAUUGUAUCAGGCAUACGCAAAUUCUUCCAAAGUCUACCCAAAUCAGUCGUAGUGGUCAUACGGUAUCUGUUUGCCUUUUUGAACCACCUUUCCGAAUAUUCUGACGAAAAUAUGAUGGAUGCUUACAAUCUGGCGAUAUGUUUCGGUCCCACGUUGAUGCCAGCGCCGGAAGAUAAGGACCAAGUGCAGUAUCAAAACCAGGUAAAUGAGCUGAUAAAGAACAUCAUCGUCCACCAUGCCGAACUCUUCCCGAAGGAUCUGGGUGGAAUGCAGUACGAAAAGUUCAUCACUUCCGAAACCUUUGAGGAUAUUGAUGUUGGUGACUCUCCCACGGAACAAGUAUCGGAAGAUCCGGAUUCGGAAGUGUAUCCAUCAGAAGACGAAUCGGACACAUUCGAGGCGAUUGUUCAAUUCGAUUUUAAUGCACGAUCCGAAAGAGAACUGUCGUUACGAAAAGGGGAUACUGUGAUACUGUACAAUCAGGUUUCCAACGAUUGGUGGCGAGGUGCAGUAAACGGUAAAACUGGACUCAUUCCAGAUAAGUACAUAUCGCUAAAAAUCAAGGAUGAAGAUCGCGAUAAAAGUGAACAUUUGAAAUCUUCCAGUUCUGAAGAAUCCGUCCGCAAGCGCCGCCCCAGUGGAAACAUUUCGCUCAACAGUCAGCUAUCGAUUUGUACGCAAAAUUCCAACACACUGUCCAACAUUACGUGCGGUAGUGACUACACCGCAUCCACUAUUAGCGCCGCAACGGCUUCUGCCGGUGGACAUAGUGCUGUGGGCGGUGGAGCAACAGGUGUCGGGGGCGUCGGUGUUGGUGGUGGUACAUCUAGCAACAGUGGGGCUGCUGGACUAAUACAAACAGCGCUGGCCUCACCCGGUCAUCCACAGUAUCAAACCAUCCAGCACGCUUCACAGGUAGCGUCUUCCGUUCACCAUUCAACCACGUCCCAGCCACAACCGAUUGCUAUAGUGACACACCAACCACCGUUGCCAUCCGCCCACCAUGCGCCACCAGUGAUUGGCGAAAAGUUGGGCAGUGAGCUGAAGGAUACCGAUUACAUUCACUACGAUAGUGUGGAUCACUUGAAAGCGUCACCGUACAGCUACCACGACGAACCACAUUCGUUCGAAAACUCGUUCGAGUUCGUCGAAGAUAUGGCUCUCUUCACAUACGAGACAUCAAAACCAUCGGAACCGAUCUAUGCCGAACCGACCAAAAUUACUAUGAACCGCGAGAAAUCGCCAGCGGCCGAUAGUGGUACGAGCAGCAACAGCAACGACGAGGAAUCGGAUAAUGUGGAAAUUCGCCCACGCCUCGGCGGCAUGGGUGAACCACCAGAGCAUAGCAAAUCUACCCUUGGACUAAACCGUCGCAGCGAGUCGACACUAAGCACUGGGAAAUCGGUAGCUUUAGAAGGUGCACCUACAGCCACCGAUGACCAGUCCGAUCAAUCCCGACCGAUGCGGAAGUAUCACUCAAAGAGCUUCAGCCUGUCGGAGAACAAACUGUCCCUAGCUGCAGGCGGUGGUUCCGCCACAUUGAAUGUUUUCCAGCAAAAUCGUGACUUAUGGCAAAAGCGGGCCGCACAAAGCUCCUACCAGAAUCUGACGACAUCGCGCAUCCUUAGCCGGAACCGAAUUGCACCCGAUUUGGUAAUGGAUCUUCCGCCAUCGGCUAUCAACAAGGAGACGGCACACGCGUCUAGAGAAUCGCUAGACACCGAGCUGGAGGACAUGACGUCGGCGGAACGUUUUGCAGCACAGAACCAGUGCACGCUGAAAAAGAAUGAACGUUUUUCGAACGAAUCUCCUGUGUAUGAGAAUAACACGAUGAAGAAGGAGGUUAAGCUGGACGUGAAGGGAGGAUCGGCGACAGAUAAACCGAAGGCGGAGGUAAAACCGCAAGAAAUCAGUAUUAAAAGCUCCAACACACCAAUACCGACGACUGCCGUGGAAGUUCCAACCAAAAUUGAGGAUUGUACAACAGGUGCAGGUGGUGGUGCUAGGGAGGAAGAGCCGAAAAGGGUAUCGGGCAUUGCAACUCCCGUUGUGUUGUCCUCAUCACCGGCAGGCAGCAGCACGCCGAGUACGGUGACCGACGAAGAAUCGGAACUCGUGUCGGUGUCUUCGAAUGAUGGGGGUCUGCUGAUGGCGUCAACGUCAGUAGCUGGGAAGGAACUCAGCAAGAGUCCAAUUCCCGUCCGCAAUACGCAGAAGUUUGUAUCCCAGUUUGCGGACCUGCAUCUGACCGGUGGAUGCUUGAUAAAAUCAACCGAAGGCACGUCGGCAGCGGGCGUUUCUUCCAUGGCCCAGGAGCAACAGGCGAAAAGUUUGAGCUCGUUCAAACCACAGGUGAAGGUUAAGCCCCAAAUAUUGAAGAAACCGCAGGUGCUACCACCGCAAACGCCAGAAAUGCAACGGCGCAAUGCGGACUAG
This is a messenger RNA of Anopheles marshallii, 4221 nucleotides long. RefSeq names its product SLIT-ROBO Rho GTPase-activating protein 1-like. The transcript is spliced from 13 exons. Gene Ontology annotation, cellular component: cytoplasm. Lineage: Eukaryota; Metazoa; Arthropoda; Insecta; Diptera; Culicidae. Gene Ontology annotation, biological process: negative regulation of cell migration; signal transduction. The record is from RefSeq and is a predicted model, not a curated record. The coding region runs from base 1 to 4221 and encodes 1406 amino acids. Gene Ontology annotation, molecular function: protein binding.